CAGGGAUUACUGUAUCCGACGGUGAAAUAUCUCCCCAUCUCUUUCACACAGAGAGCAGGCGAAUGAGAUCAGUUGCAGUGCAGCUCUCUUUAAGACCAAGAAAGAUCCUCCUCCCUCCAUGUCUGUCUACCUCUCCUGUGCAGGGGCUGUAAAUUACUGUCAGCCUAGCAGUGGCUGCUGCCCUUAUCUCCCACCUCAUCCAGCCUCUCCUUCACUAUACACAUCUAUUUCUUUCUCCUUCUGCUGAGCUUCAUGAAAAGAAACUGCAAAUGUCUUAAACAGUGAAGCAGGCUGCUGCAGUAGAAAAGUUGGCCCCCUUCACCUUCCAUAUCCCUAUCCCAUUCAUUGCAGUUGGCACUGGAAGAUCUGCACAGCCUGCUUCAUUCUUAUCUUGGUGUGUUUCUGGUGUAUGGACCCCUCCCUCCCACCUCUGGCCAAGUCAGGUUCAUCUCCAGCUCCCCUUAGCUUGUUUGCAUUGGGGGCUUAUUGCUGAUCAUUGCUGAUCAUUGCUGUGCACUGGGGCUCAUUGCUGCAUCCUCAGCCAACAAGUCCAAGACUGACUCGCAUCACUUCCAUGGAUCGGAUGGAGCAGCUAAUCUACGAUUAACGUAACUUUUAUCGCUGCUCCGAGGGGGUUUCACCUUGCCAAGCAUACAUGUUCAUGCAAGAAACAAAAAAUCCUGCAGUCCUAAACAUCAAAAUAUGCUUGGUCCUCAAGGGGUAAAGAAAAUAAAAGCCAUUAGGCAAAUGUGACCUGCAUUUUCCUCUUCAACGGGAGCUACAGAAGCAAGCAAAACACACAAACUCAAAAUAUGGAUGGUUUAAUUGAACAGAACAGUGUGCUUAUGCAUAAUAAAAUCACAGAGGUCGGGAAACGAAAUGGCUUAAUCAACACCAGAAAUUUAAUGGCGGAAAACAAAGAUGGAAUGGUUUCGGUUUAUCCAACUCCUCAAUAUCAGAGUCACAUUGUUGGAAGUAUUUCUUCUCAGACUGGCAUAGACAACAUUAAAAAUGACCCAGUACAACAACUUCUGGAUCCCAACAUGCUACAACAGACUGUGGAGUCUCACUAUCGCCCCAACAUCAUUCUGUAUUCUGAGAAUGUUUUACGCUCUUGGGGCGAGAAUGUCAGCACUGAGUGUUGUGAAACCACCUUUAUUGAAGAUAGAUCACCCACCAAAGACAGUCUUGACUACCCAGAUACCAAGUUCAUUGACCUUUCCUCAGAAGAUAUCAAAAUUCAUACUCUUUCUUAUGAUGUAGAAGAGGAGGAAGAAUUCCAAGAGUUAGAGAGUGACUAUUCAAGUGACACAGAAAGUGAAGACAACUUCUUAAUGAUGCCACCAAGAGACCAUCUUGGCCUCAGUGUAUUUUCCAUGCUGUGCUGCUUCUGGCCUUUGGGGAUUGCCGCCUUUUAUUUGUCACAUGAGACAAACAAAGCAGUGGCCAAAGGCGACUUUCAUCAAGCAAGCUCCAGUUCCCGGAGAGCGCUCUUCUUAGCGGUACUAUCCAUCACCAUAGGGACGGGAAUAUAUGUUGGAGUGGCUGUAGCGCUUAUAGCGUACCUUUCAAAAAACAACCAUUUAUGAACUAUAGAAAGCUUAUAGCUGAAGAAACAGGACUUACUAAGAAAGGAAGGCACAAGACUAACCUUACAGAAGUUAUUGACUAUACAGAUAUGGAGAGAGGACAAGAAUUACACUCAAGUUGGAAUGUUGCUGUUCGCAAAUGGGAUAUUUUCAUUCAUUCUUGGAUGUAGGUUGUUUUCAUCAUGGGUUACUUUUUCCUAUUUUAGUGUCUUGCCAUUGUUUUAUAUAGCUGGCCAAGACUGCUAAGGAAGUAUGCUUUUCCAAAAUGACAUAGAGACCAAGAAAGUGACCUUUUAAGUGUUUGCUAAUGUGAUGACAUUGCAACAGGUUGAAAUGGCUCAAUCAUUCCAUUAUAAACCAGCAUCUCUGGCUUGUAAAUCCUAAAUUAUAGCAAUAUAUUAAUAUGCACAUGAAUCAUUCUCAUGGGCUGAUGGAAUCAAUUCAUGUCUGCCCCCAGGCUCCUUAGUAACGGAACAACCUUUUUAUUCAGUAAAUCAGCAUGAGAUCCCGGCCCUUUUUGACUUGGGUAGAAGUGAAACAAUAUUGAGCAUGUUCUGAAGCUAUCAUUUUUCAGUGCUAAAUAUGUUUGAAGAGAAACAUAGGCAGGAAACUGCAUCUGCUUUAUUAUUGACUGAGCAUACAUCGGACCGGGAAAGAUCAACAUUGCCAUGUUAUCACUUCUAAUAUUUUAUUUUUCUAUUUUGUUCAGGAUUCAAGUAAUGCAAAAGACCAAUCUGCCAUUCAUUAUCAAUGAUGAUUUUUUAAGGGAUUCUGUCACAGUAACAAAGCAGUUCUGUCUGCAGCAAGCAUUCUAUAGAGAAGGGGGAGCUAAACAAAUUGAUAUAUAGUUUUAUGAACAAGAUGCAAUAUAACCUAAAAUUAUUGACAUGCUGUUAUUCCCUGUACACUUUAAGUUUAUGAGUCCAGUAGGUGGUCUUACUCGUACGUAUGAGUAUAGUAUAAUGUAGAGCAGUGUUUCCCAAAUGGGUCUUCAAGUCCCCCCAACAAGUCAUGUUUUCAGGAUUUUCUUAGUCUUUCACAGGUGAUAUAGUAGUUCUGAUGUCUGAUGAACUGACCAGAAUUAUCUAAUCUGUGAAAGACUAAGAAAAUCCUGAAAACAAGACCUGUUGGGGGUACUUGAAGACAGAAACACAUGUGUAGAGUAACACUAGUGUAGAGAGGUACUGAGUAGUACCACCCAUUAAACUCAAAAGACCAAAAAGAGUGGGGAAAGAGAUAUGUCCAAAAAAGCAGUGUGGUCUUGUUUAAAAGGGAUGUGGCAUAAUAUGAGCCAAAACUGUGUCAAAGUUUUGGAGCAAAAUUUGAUUCAGUUUCAAGUCAACUAACAGUUUAAAAUAGUUUAAAUGUGACACUCACUCCAUUCAUUUUUAUGGAAAUGCCAAUGAUAUCCAAGUUCAGCACUAAUGGAAUAACCAAGGAAUAACGGCAUUUAAAAAUGAAUGUGAAUAAUGGGGGUAGAUAUUUCAGCGGUAAGUUGGUAUAAUUGUUUCCAACAUGUGUGAACUACUCAAAGGAUGUGGUUUUGUAACCAAAUGAAAUCAUAUAAUUGUGCUCCAGCAUCACUAUCUAGGCAAGAUAUCAUCUCACCUGCAUGGGGCAGGCAAUUCUGGAAUUGUCCAGAGGGUUUCACAGUCAUUUUAAAGAGGAUCUAUGCCCAGGUGAUAAAGUUUUCCACUUAUGAAUAGUUGACAGCUGCAAAAUCAAGACAUAAGUGGGAUACUUACCUGUCCCCACCCCCUGCAGCUGCCAUUCUGAUUGUGCCCAAUUCGAACUGCUCUCCUUCUUGGUUCCUGUGAUGUUUCUUUUAAACAGUGAGUAUUUACUGUCUAAAUAAAAUGGAACCAAGAAAAAGAAGAGAGCAGCAGGUACCAGGCAUCAUUAAAUUACCAGUCUAGAGGGAUCAGGGCAGGUGAAUAUACUGUCUUAUUUAUUUUCACUGCACCCUGAAAGUGUUUACAAAAAGUGUUACUUUAAGUGUACGUUCACAUGUGUUUAUUUUUACUGCAGAUUUGCUGUUGCCGAUUUUGCUGCUCAUUGACUUCAAUCUGCAGCAGAAAAUACACACGCGUGAACUAACCCUCAAAACAAGGACGAUCAUCUAAAGAUAGAUCCUUUUUGAAUACAGUUAAAGCAUGAGAUAGAAAAGAGGCUACAACUGAGGAUUUCUAAUGAUCCAAAAUGAGUCAGAAACCUGCUAUGUCCUGACUUUUCCAUUUUAUCUAUAUCUCAAGCUAGAAUGGCUGGAUAAACAUGAAGUUAUACAGAGUGCUGGCCUAUAUGACCUAUGUACCUGCAGGUCUAAGCAGAGCACCAUGCUCUAGGUGAGCUGACUUCUCUUUGGACUUGUUAUGAAGCAUGAAAGAGACUUACCUGUCAGAAUUGUACAACUCUACAGAUGACCUACUUAAAGUGAUUGUCAAGAUAUUUGCAGCACUCACUAAAAUACAUUUUAAAAAAUGAUUUUGUUUUGGAUGGUUAUCGUUUAAGGGAAAAUGUUUGAAAUUGUUCUAUAAAAUGUGUUUUAACACAGACUUCAAGUCUCAAAAAAAUAUUUGCUUCUUUCAAUUCUUUUCAGUUUAGAAUCAACUGUUUUAUUGACUUAACAUGGACACAAGAAUCUUUAUCAUUAUUGUAGUUUUCACAUUCAUGUGCCAUUAACUUCUAAAUUUGCCUUUCACAAUGAUGCUGUCAUGAUCAAUACUUGCCAAUGCUCUGUAAAUCUUUUUUACAUACUAACCCAUACCUUCUCCAGUUUACCCAUGGGCCAAACCACUUCAUCUGCUCUCCUAUCCCAAAGUAUUCCUUUUUAAAUCUAUUAAGUGCUUCCACUUAUUUCCCAAAUCUGCUAUGUGACCAUUUCUUUUACCAGUUAUCUAUGUAUUACCCUUCCACAAAUUUUCCUAUGUGAUAAUUCUCCUAUGUGAUAGGUCUGUCCUUUCGUCUCCUCUGGGCCAUCAACCAAACUGAGCCAUAAGUGAAAAGGAUGGUCUCUUCUUGUACUCCUAGUGAAGAUAUGUUAUUUAAAGGGGUAUUCCAGGCCAAAACUUUUUUUUAUAUAUCAACUGGCUGCGGAAAGUUAAACAGA
Molecule: messenger RNA, 4695 nt
Organism: Hyla sarda
Lineage: Eukaryota; Metazoa; Chordata; Amphibia; Anura; Hylidae
Gene: SYNDIG1
Product: synapse differentiation inducing 1
Exons: 5
Coding region: 813-1589 (258 amino acids)
Biological process (GO): positive regulation of synapse assembly; synaptic vesicle clustering
Cellular component (GO): excitatory synapse; intracellular membrane-bounded organelle; synaptic vesicle membrane
Source: RefSeq, a predicted model, not a curated record